Molecule: messenger RNA, 2294 nt
Organism: Amphimedon queenslandica
Lineage: Eukaryota; Metazoa; Porifera; Demospongiae; Haplosclerida; Niphatidae
Exons: 2
Coding region: 122-2143 (673 amino acids)
Source: RefSeq, a predicted model, not a curated record
UCUAUUUUUAUCUAAGGGGCUCUCCUUUGUUUAUCAGCUACUACAGCUAGGUUUUCUGAGUAUAAAAGGCCGAAAUGAAGUGCUUGAGAAUCAGUUCAGUAACUUCAGUCCAUAGAAAAGGAUGGGGGUGAAAGGACUAUUGAAGUAUAUUAGAAACUGCCCAACCGGUGUGAGGCCAGAGCCACUCGUUCUCUCUACUGAAACGAAACGCAAAAGCAGAGAUCCAACAGCAGCUAAAGCAAUUCUUGUGUGUGACUUCAUAGCAAUAGUGUUCUGGCUAUUGGACAUAGUACACGAUGCAAAGAAGUCCUCGGAGAGAUAUAUUGCACUGUAUGGUGCUGAUUUCAAGGAAUACACCUCAAGGCUUAUCAGAUUUGUGGAAAUGCUGCGUCACAUUGACAUAGAACCUGUGUUCUUUUGUGAUGGUCCAAGAGGAUCGGGUAAAGAAUAUGAGAUGAAGUUAUCUACUUGGGAAAAGCGGACAAAGGAUUCAUUGAAGGUCAUACUUUCUCAUUCGUUCAUAACUAAAUAUGAUGCAAAGACUGAAGUUAAAUUUGGAAAAAAAAUUAUGCAACCACUCCUUGUUACUGAGCUAGUGAUGGCACUCCAAGAAGCAAAAGUUGAAUUAAUUACGUGUGAAGGAGAGGCUGAUAAUUUGAUGGCGGAAUACAUGCGUACACAUGGUAACGUCUGUGGUAUAUUGACUAAUGAUACAGACAUGAUGCUGAUGGAUGGAGUAACGGCUAUUCACUACAAGUUAUUUGAUCAAGAAAAUGCUCUCAAACUUUCUGAUGAUGAUAUACCAGACGAUUACAAGAUUGCUGAAGUGCAUUGUGGUGCUAUUAGUCCAGGUUACCUUGCAAGACGCCUUAAAAUCGAUGAAAAGUGUCUACCAGCUUUCUCAGUCCUCUGUGGUAAUGAUUUUACUACAGAUUUAAAUGAUGAGAUAGAUGUAAAAAAAUUAGUAUUUGGAUACAUAAACUAUAACUAUGUUAAGACUUAUGAGUAUACCAAAACAGUUCUAAAAUGGAUCAAAGACAAUGAAGAAGCUUGCAAGGACCCAGUCUCAUUCUUAGCUAUACGUGAGAUUGCUGAUGUAUGUAAGAAGAACCCACGUUACGCUGCAGCUGUGCAUUACUCAUAUGCCUUUUAUACAUGCUCUCAUCCUAUGCCAGCCUCCAGUGGGGAUUCUUCUGUCAGUACUGCUGCUUCUCCUCUUUGUGAUUUUAUUGCCUCAGAAGUUAAAAUAGAUCGCAUGUGUUUGCCAGUUGUGCGCAAUGGCAUAUUGUGGAGGGACGAGAUUGAGCAGCUUGACGAAAAGUUGUGUUGCAUUUAUGAUGUUCUUCAACCAGUCCGUACAAUCAUCUACAAGCUACUUUGCUGUAAAAGUGUUACCGAGUUUGGCCAAAGUAAGAUAGAUGAGUGUGUACCAAGGCCAAUAGAUGUUCCAAGCCCAUGUGUGCCAGAAGACCUUGACACACUUAGAAAGGAAAUAUCCCAUGAGCAAAAGAUAUCAUUGCUUGUUGAAGUUUUUAAGAAGCCUGAUCACAUUGUUUUGCUUAAAUCAUUUGCAAAAUCUUUUAAAGAUAUACCUCCAACUAGUCGAGUUCCUGAUAUUGGCUCACUGCUGGCAUGUGUUUGCUUCAUAUAUUCAUAUCAAAACAAGCUCAUACCAGAGGAUUAUGUCACACCAAUACUUCAGGCAUUCUUCUAUUGCUCCUUAGAGAAGCUGCCUCCUCGUAUAUUAGCUCGUCCGGGUCCAACUGGUAUAACGAUGUCCUCUCAUUUGAUGAUCACUCUUACUCAUGCUAGAUGGUUCUUAUCAUUAUUGGGCCUCCAUCAAGAGCUUCCUUUGCCUUCAUCUGUGUUUCAACCAUACGUCUACAUUCCUUUACAUGGAACAGCUUUCAAAUUGAAGCAGAAAGAAAAAUUUCAUGGCAAUGAUGCACCAGCAAAAGAAUACUAUGAACUUGUUUCUAAAAACGAGGAAUUUCAGGAUUUCAAGGAGUGCAUUUGCUCUGGCAGUGCCAUUGAUAAUAUUGGAGCUGUGUGUGUCCAGUAUGCACGCACUAAAGAUGCCAUUAAGGAACUGUUAGAUAAAAAAGCUCAAGGCCGCAAAACGAGCAAGUCAAAAAAGAAGUAACUAUCUCUAAAACUGACUUAUGCUACAUAAAUGUAUAUUAGUAUUAGUCUGGGGACUCUUGGUCUCCACACCAUAUGACAUUUUAUGCUACAAAAUGUAGAUUUUAACACUUCACUAAGUUUUGUAAUUGCUAUAUAAAUAUAAUUCAAAA